GUACGAGCGUAUCAGCGAGUGGUUGCUUACCAUGGGCGCAGAGGAGGUUUUCCCAGAUGCAGUUGCCCUCCUUCGUUGGCGCGAUCGCAACCAGCGAAUGCUGCCUAAGCUUGCUUUGGAUGGAAUCGCAACCCGCGACUCCGCGGAGCAGUUGGUCCACUGCCUUCAGCCAGGUGACAAGGAUGCCCAGAUGGUCGUCUACGGCCACGGAAUCGCUCAGCCGAUCGAGAUCGCACCCCCUCUGCUCUCUGCCUGGGGUGGCAGUCUGAUUGGUUUCAACCUUGCCCGGUGGUGCCAUGCGCUGACGGCCAACGCCAGAAAGAUGAUGGAUGUGAUGGAGAACAUCACUAAGCUGGUGCGAGCGAACCGCUUCAGCCUGGAUACUGUGCUGUACAAGGUGGGUGAAGAUGCCAUCAGCGACGCCUUCGCACGUGCGGCCGAUGCGUCAGACAGUGCGCAGGUGGUGCUGAUCUUCCCCACUCUGCAAGAAGA
Molecule: messenger RNA, 492 nt
Organism: Symbiodinium pilosum
Lineage: Eukaryota; Dinophyceae; Suessiales; Symbiodiniaceae
Source: the annotation of a GenBank genome assembly